AUUCUCUAACUCAUAACUCAAAACAGCUCAAUUCUUCUCUUUUCUACUAUCAGAGCGAAGCAAACUGUCCCCAAAAGACUAUCAGUUUCUCUCUCUAAACUCUCACUUUUCUCUCUCUAAAAAUGGCUCGUGUAAGCUUUGCUUUGGUAGCAGUAAUGGCCGCAAUGCUAGUGGUCUCAACCUUUGCUCAGUCCCCAGCACCUUCACCUUCCCUACAAUCACCGAGGAAGAUUUCUCCUGCUCCGGCUCAAUCUCCGAAAUCCGCCGCCCCUGCUCCGGCAGCAACCUCAACAACUCCAGAGACUGCUCCCACUCCAUCAUCGAUCUCUGAUUCUCCAUCCGGUUCUCCUUCUGCGAUCUCCGAUUCUCCUACUGAGGCUCCCUCUCCAGCUCAAAACGGUGCCGUUUCGGCUUCUUUCACUGUCGUUGGAUCCAUGGCCGUUGUCGUUUUUGCCUCAGUUUUCGUCAUGUAGAGAGUUCACUGGAUUUAUUAGUUGAUGUUUAUAGAUUUAUUACCAUUGAUUUUUUUUAUAUAUAUUUAUAUUAUUACUAUAUUUAUAUGUAUCCAUUUAUUUGAUUCACGAUAUAUAUUAUCUAUAUUUAUUUUUAUUUAAUGAAGGAGGCAGUAUUUCCAUUUUUGUUUA
This is a messenger RNA of Cannabis sativa, 644 nucleotides long. Its product is annotated as classical arabinogalactan protein 1. NCBI's taxonomy places the organism in Eukaryota, Viridiplantae, Streptophyta, Magnoliopsida, Rosales, Cannabaceae. The transcript has a single exon. The record is from RefSeq and is a predicted model, not a curated record. The coding region runs from base 123 to 473 and encodes 116 amino acids.